AUGGCAGAAGCUCAUGCACUCCCGGAUGAGGAAAUCUCUCUGCUAGUCCUUACUUUGGCUGCAACAACUUUAGCUUCGGGUCUUGUGUUGAUUAUCACAACUGUUGUUUGUAUUGUUAGGAAGAAUGUAUUGAAGAAGAGGAAAGAGAAAAAGCAAUUAGGGGGUCUGUUGUCCAACUUAUACAAGUCCAUACUAAAUUUUCCAUAUGAAAGUCUAGAAUCGGCCACAAAUUACUUCCACAAUUCCAAAAAGCUGGGAGAAGGGCGUUAUGGUUCAGUUUACAAAGGAAUUUUACCAGAUGGGAAAGUUGUUGCUGUUAAGAGGCUCUUCUUCAAAAGUAAACAAACUGCAGAUGAUUUCUUUAAUAAAGUCAAUUUGAUCAGUGGCAUCAAUCAUAAAAAUCUAGUAAAGCUGUUGGGAUGCAGCAUUACAGGUCCUGAAAGCCUUCUUGUUUAUGAAUAUGUGCCAAACCAAAGCCUUCUUGAUAACUUUUCUGUUAAAAUUAAUCCUCAGCUGAUGAGGUGGGAUGUAAGGUAUAAGAUCAUAUUGGGUACAGCUGAGGGCUUGGCCUAUCUUCAUGAGGAAUCAAAUUUGAGAAUUAUCCAUCAAGAUUUGAAAUUAAGCAAUAUUCUACUUGAUGGUGAUUUUGAGCCAAAGAUUGCAGAUUUUGGACUUCUUAGAUUAUUUCCAAGACAUGAGGUAGAGGCGAACGGUAUGACUAUGUGCACAGGAUGUUAUAUAGCUCCAGAGUAUGCUAUUGCUGGCAAACCAUCUGAGAAGGCAGAUGUUUAUAGUUUUGGAAUUAUUGUCCUUCAAGUUGUAUGUGGAAAAGGAAAUUGGACUUUCAGAAAGGUAAAUCUUUUUACCUGAAGUAUCACCAAUUCAUGUUUUUAGAGAAAUACUUUCUUUUCUCAUGAAUCAAGACUGAAAUCUUUAACAAAAAUUUCCUUUUUUCUUGGGGGGGGGGGGGGGGGGGGGGUGGU
Molecule: messenger RNA, 983 nt
Organism: Quercus robur (English oak)
Lineage: Eukaryota; Viridiplantae; Streptophyta; Magnoliopsida; Fagales; Fagaceae
Product: cysteine-rich receptor-like protein kinase 3
Exons: 6
Coding region: 1-870 (289 amino acids)
Biological process (GO): protein phosphorylation
Molecular function (GO): protein kinase activity; ATP binding
Source: RefSeq, a predicted model, not a curated record